AAGGAAAAGACGCGAGUCUGAGUUGAGAUCUAAAUCUAAGACUUGAAAUCCACGCGAAAGAGCGUUGCAGACUUGCAGUACCCCUAAUACCUCCCCCCAACCCUCCCCAUAUGCUGCGCAAAUUUGCACACACACUCCUCUCGAGUUGACAAGAAUUGAGUAGACUCCAAUUUUUACCAUCCUGGACUAAGCCCUAAACUCCUCAGAUCCAAAUCAGAUCCACUGCCGCUGCGCCAACUUGGUACUGGUACUAGUUUACUUGCAGUUGGUUGUUGAAUUGAUCUUUAUCUCCAUCAAUAUAGCUUGGUUUAGCUGGUUUGGGGACAGUUUCUCUGCUUUCCUCUUAGUGAACAAUGGCUUUGCCUUUGAUUUCAAGAAGGAAAUUAUGCACUGCUUUUGUGUGCUUGGUUUUCGUAUUCCAAACCGCUUAUGGUUUCUAUCUACCUGGAAGCUACAUGCAUACAUACUCAACUGGGGAUGAAAUUUAUGCCAAGGUGAAUUCAUUGACCUCCAUUGAAACUGAGCUUCCGUUCAGCUAUUACAGUCUGCCUUAUUGCAAGCCUCAAGGAGGCAUCAAGAAAAGUGCUGAAAAUCUUGGAGAACUGCUGAUGGGAGAUCAAAUUGACAAUUCCCCAUACCGCUUCCGUAUGAAUGUCAAUGAGUCUCUGUACAUUUGCACCACUCUACCAUUGAGUGAGUAUGAGGUAAAGCUUUUAAAACAGAGAACUCGUGAUCUGUAUCAAGUGAACAUGAUUCUUGAUAAUUUGCCUGCAAUGAGGUAUACCAACCAAAAUGGUAUUAAAAUACAGUGGACCGGAUACCCAGUGGGAUAUACUCCUCCAAACAGUAAUGAUGAUUACAUUAUUAACCAUCUCAAGUUUAGGGUAUUAAUUCAUGAGUAUGAAGGAGCUGGUGUGGAAAUAAUUGGUACUGGAGAAGAAGGUAUGGGUGUCAUUUCAGAAGCUGAUAAAAAGAAGGCUUCGGGGUAUGAGAUUGUUGGUUUUGAGGUUAUCCCAUGUAGUGUAAAGUAUGACCCUGAGAAGAUGGCAAAACUCCACAGAUAUGAUAAUGUUACGUCGGUGAGCUGUCCACUGGAGCUUGACAAGUCUCAGAUUAUAAGGGCUUAUGACGUUGAGUUUGUAAAAAGCAACACUAGGUGGCCAUCUCGGUGGGAUGCUUAUCUGAAGAUGGAAGGUGCCCGUGUGCACUGGUUCUCGAUUCUUAACUCAUUGAUGGUGAUUUCCUUCUUGGCAGGCAUUGUGUUUGUCAUAUUUUUGAGAACAGUCAGAAGGGAUCUGACGAGAUAUGAAGAGUUGGACAAAGAGGCUCAGGCUCAGAUGAAUGAGGAGCUUUCAGGAUGGAAGCUUGUGGUUGGUGAUGUAUUCAGAGAACCAUCGCAUUCGAAGUUACUUUGUGUCAUGGUUGGAGAUGGAGUUCAGAUUACUGGAAUGGCAGUUGUCACUAUUGUUUUUGCAGCUUUGGGUUUCAUGUCACCAGCUUCACGUGGUAUGUUGUUGACGGGGAUGAUAUUGCUGUAUCUUUUCUUGGGAAUUGCUGCCGGUUAUGUUGGUGUGCGUAUGUGGACGACUAUUAAAGGUUCAUCUGAAGGGUGGAGAUCAGUUUCUUGGUCCAUAGCAUGCUUCUUCCCUGGAAUUGUUUUUGUUAUUUUGACUGUGUUGAAUUUCAUCCUUUGGGGGAGUAGGAGUACUGGGGCUAUUCCUAUUUCUUUAUACUUCAAGCUCUUGGCACUCUGGUUCUGUAUUUCUGUGCCACUCACUCUCUUGGGUGGACACUUCGGCACACGAGCUCAGCCUAUUCAGUACCCUGUCCGAACUAACCAAAUCCCAAGGGAGAUCCCUGCACGCAAGUAUCCCUCAUGGCUUCUUGUUCUUGGUGCUGGAACUCUUCCAUUUGGAACUCUAUUUAUUGAGCUUUUCUUCAUCCUCUCUAGUAUCUGGCUCGGACGGUUCUACUACGUCUUUGGGUUCUUGCUUAUUGUCCUCUUGUUGUUGGUAAUAGUUUGUGCUGAAGUUUCUGUUGUCCUGACUUACAUGCAUCUCUGUGUUGAGGACUGGAUGUGGUGGUGGAAAGCAUUCUAUGCCUCCGGUUCAGUUGCCCUAUAUGUAUUCUUGUACUCUGUCAAUUAUCUGGUUUUUGACCUCAAGAGUUUGAGUGGGCCAGUGUCAGCUACACUUUAUCUUGGCUACUCACUGAUAAUGGCUAUUGCAAUCAUGCUCUCAACUGGCACCAUUGGUUUCCUUACUUCAUUCUACUUUGUCCAUUACCUCUUCUCAUCAGUGAAGAUUGAUUGAAGGAAACCAUUGACUAGAGCAACACCAGUUUGCCAGCAUAGAAAAUCUUGCAGCAUGAGAGCAUAUCAGCAUUUCACCAAGCAUAUAGCAGAGCGGUCGUAAAUUUUCUGUAUCUGAUACUCAAUAUUACUAUAGAACUAAAUUGUCAUUUAGCUUUUUCAGUUUCAUUAUGUUCUGCCAAUUUUCAUCCUUAAUUCGAUGAUGUAGUCUUACACAUAGCUGAGCUCCUCUUCCCGUAUAAAUUCAUGGUGUGAAAAACUAAUGUGCUCGAUUGUUCUUAUUGUAACUGUAUGUUGAAUACAGAGGUAGAAGUGAUGAUUGUUUUGUACCAAUGAUUAGCUAUUGGUUUUUAGUUGCAUUUGAGAGUGAUUCUGGUCGCGGUA
Molecule: messenger RNA, 2695 nt
Organism: Sesamum indicum (sesame)
Lineage: Eukaryota; Viridiplantae; Streptophyta; Magnoliopsida; Lamiales; Pedaliaceae
Product: transmembrane 9 superfamily member 12
Biological process (GO): protein localization to membrane
Cellular component (GO): membrane
Source: RefSeq, a predicted model, not a curated record